ACAAGGCGGAUUUAGACGAUGGGAAACACAGACACCAAGCUUAAUUUUCGUAAAGCUGUUAUACAGUUAACAACAAAGACACAGCCAAUAGAGGCCACUGAUGAGGCAUUUUGGGAACAGUUUUGGUCUGAAAGUGUGACUUGUGUCCAAGAUGUUUUCACAUUAAUCCCCGCUGCAGAGAUCCGAGCUCUGAGAGAAGAAUCUCCAUCAAAUCUUGCCACACUAUGUUACAAGGCUGUGGAAAAGCUUGUAUCUGCUGCAGAAAGUGGUUGUCCUUCCCAGCGAGAACAGCAAACAGUGUUAAACUGUGUGAGACUUUUGACCAGAGUUCUACCUUACAUAUUUGAGGAUCCUGACUGGAGAGGGUUUUUCUGGUCUACUCUUCCUGGACAGUCCGAGGAAGUAGAGAAUGAAAGUCCACCAUUGGCACAAUCCCUGAUAAAUGCUAUGUCUGAUCUAUUAUUCUGCCCAGACUUCACUGUGGCCUCCAGUAGAAAGGCAGGACCAGACAAUCCAGAGGAUAUGCACACUAUUGAUAGCUGUGAGUAUAUCUGGGAGGCUGGUGUUGGGUUUGCUCACUCGCCUACAAGGAAUCAGUACUACGACCAGAACCGAUGUGAAAUCAUCAAACUUCUUCUCACCUGCUUUUCAGAGACUAUGUACCUUCCUCCUGUUGCUGAUGCCCACAGUAACCCUAAUCAAUGGAUCCAGUACUUUUCUUCUACAGAAAAUAGACAUGCCCUGCCCCUCUUUACCUCCCUCCUGAAUAUUGUGUGUGCUUAUGACCCUGUUGGGUACGGCGUACCUUACAACCACCUCAUGUUUAAUGACUCAAGUGAACCUCUGGUGGAAGGGGCUCUACAGGUGCUGUGUGUGACACUAGAGAAUGACUCGUCUUCACAGCCAAAUGUGUCGGUGGAUGGGACGUCUGGGGGCACUGCCAUGGAUCAGCAGAGUGAAACAGGUGGACCUGACAACUUGUUUGUGAACUACCUGUCUAGAAUCCACCGAGAAGAGGACUUUGCUUUUAUCCUGAAAGGGAUUACACGCCUCUUGAACAACCCGUUAAUGCAGACCUAUUUACCGGGGUCAGCCAAGAAAAUCCAGAUCCAUCAGGAACUCCUUGUUCUCUUCUGGAAAAUGUGUGAUAUAAACAAGAAGUUCAUGUUUUAUGUACUGAAGUCCAGUGAUGUGUUGGAUGUUCUUGUCCCUAUACUGUACUACCUGAAUGAUGCCAGGGCUGAUCAAUCUCGUGUUGGAUUGAUGCAUAUUGGUGUAUUCAUCCUACUGCUGUUGAGUGGAGAGAGGAACUUUGGAGUACGACUGAACAAGCCUUACACUGUACGAGUGCCCAUGGACAUCCCAGUGUUUACAGGAACUCAUGCUGACUUCCUCAUCAUAGUUUUUCACAAAAUCAUCACUACUGGCCACCAAAGGUUGCAGCCUCUUUUUGAUUGUCUACUUACUAUCAUUGUAAAUGUAUCACCAUAUCUGAAAACUUUAUCAAUGGUAGCCAGCACAAAGCUUCUGCACUUACUGGAGGCCUUCAGUACCCCCUGGUUCCUGUAUGCUAGUCCCACAAACCACCAUCUUGUUUUCUUCCUGCUGGAAGUCUUCAAUAACAUCAUUCAGUACCAGUUUGAUGGCAACAGUAAUUUGGUCUACACAAUUAUCCGUAAGAGGAAUGUGUUCCAUCAGCUUGCCAACCUGCCCACAGAACACUCGGCCAUAGCUAAGGCUCUCACUAAAAGGGGAAAGAAAUUCACCCAACUGACCCCUGACACAAAGGAAGAGCUGCCACUAAUGGAGGGCUCUAUACCUGCUACAGAAGCUGAGCCGGGCACUCUCAAGACCUCCCUCGCUGCUACACCCCGUAUAGACAAGAUGACAGAAAGGGCAGCCCCAGAUGAAUGUAAUGCUGACCCCACCUUAAAGGAACUGGCCACGUCCAGCGGAACACACAAUGUCCAGCCCCCUAAUGAGAUCCAGGACCCCACUGACGGAGAGACUGAGGAAGGAGCUGAAGGCACAGAGAAACCAAAGAUGACAAGGACCAAAAGCUUGCCCAGCACCCAAGCCAGUCCCACCCACUCCAUGACAGGGUCAGAUGCAGGGGGUCGAGCCCCUAUGGUAAGGACAGCCUCCACGUCCAGCCCAGGGGCCUGGGUAGCAACACCGGACUGGGUGAUGUCAUGGAAACAGAAGUUACCUCUACAGACAAUAAUGAGGAUGUUACAGGUGUUGGUGCCACAGGUGGAGAAGAUUUGUAUAGACAAAGGUCUGACAGAUGAGAGUGAGAUCCUGAAGUUCCUUCAGCAUGGUACAUUGGUAGGCCUGCUGCCUGUACCUCAUCCCAUCCUGAUACGGAAGUACCAGGCUAACAGUGGUACCACCAUGUGGUUCCGUACCUACCUGUGGGGCGUUAUAUAUCUUAGGAAUGUGGACCCACCAGUAUGGUAUGACACCAAUGUGAAGUUGUUCGAAAUCCAGAGAGUGUGAGACUUCACACAGAACAAAACAGUAGUACACCCAGGAGACUUACUGUAUACACAAUAUCCAUCUUCCUGUGCAGAGUAUUGAAAUAUUUUGUGAAAUUAUCCACUGUAGAAGUGAUAGUUUCUUUACUCUUCUAUUGUCACUUGGCUUUUUAAAGCUUUCAACUGUUUUCGUUUUGUUUAUAUAGUCUAUUUCAAUGUCAACUCGGAGCAAAACACCUAAAUGAAUACAAGUACAUGUACAAUGUUAUGGAUUAUAUAUACAAAUAGAAACCAGUGAGAUGCUUAGAUGUGCCAUUUGUGGAAUGUCUUGAUAUCAUGGACAUUGUCUUUUUUAAUCCAGUGUAUAGUCUAAUGGUUAUUAAGUAAUUGUAAAGACAUUUUAUUAUGUAGAAUUAUAUGAUAACAAGAAGGCAAAAGAGGGAUGAAGUAAUUUUUAAUUGCACCAUGUUAUACGACUGAUUGGUACAGUUUCAAUAUUUCUUAAAUGAUUAUUUAUUUGAGAUGAGUCAGAGUGAACAGAUUGUCUCUAGCGAUGUUAAGAUAGGUGUGAACAGAUUGUCUCUGGCGAUGUUAAGAUAGGUGUGAACAGAUUGUCUCUGGCGAUGUUAAGAUAGGUGUGAACAGAUUGUCUCUAGCGAUGUUAAGAUAGGUGUGAACAGAUUGUCUCUAGCGAUGUUAAGAUAGGUGUGAACAGAUUGUCUCUGGCGAUGUUAAGAUAGGUGUGAACAGAUUGUCUCUGGCGAUGUUAAGAUAGGUGUGAACAGAUUGUCUCUAGCGAUGUUAAGAUAGGUGUGAACAGAUUGUCUCUAGCGAUGUUAAGAUAGGUGUGAACAGAUUGUCUCUAGCGAUGUUAAGAUAGGUGUGAACAGAUUGUCUCUGGCGAUGUUAAGAUAGGUGUGAGAAGAAUAGGUUUUUUUGUUGUCACUCUUGAUACAAGCAUAGUUUAGGCACAGAAAACUCUACGCAUACAUAUUUUACACAAACUAAAAUAUUCUGAAGAUGAAGACAUAUUGAAAUUUUUGUGAUUGGAUGCCCAGACAGAUUGACUCCGAUCGUACUGGUAGCUGUAUAUUUAUACUAGAAAAUUGUUAUUUUGAUGUGAACCACUUGUAGAUGUGGACCUUUGAUCAUGAUAUGUGUUUAGGGCAACUGUUUUGUUUUAACUGUUGUGUCUGUAUGCCAAAGUGUUGCUGUGGAGCUGAAUCUAAGGCUUCCUGGUCUUACAAGGAACAAUAUCAAUCACACACAGUACCUUUAUGAUGUUUGAUGUAUUGAUUCAUUUAACCCCCAAGUUGACACCCAUCAGAAUCAAAAUAAUCAAGAGUUAAAAUGGGGUUUCUUUUAUAAAAGAGUUGUCUUUCUUCUGAUCUACAGAUACAGUAUGUAUCAACGUACCUUCAGACUAGCUUCUCCCCAGUGCGUUAACCAGUGGUCAUAAAUACAGACUGUUGUCUUUGUGAAGGUCAGCCUAAUAUUGCACCGAUUCCUGGUAAAAAAAGUUUUUCACAACUUCUUAAUUUGUGGUUCAUCUUGAUUUUAUUGUGUUUGAAUUUGGUUGCUGAGUUAAACAUUACUCAGAUGAAAACACAUCAAAAGAGCAUUUUUCACAAAUGGUUAAUGAGUUCACCGAGUGAACCUAUGGCUCACUUAGAAAAUAUCCGUAGCAUUAGACCAAGGUAGGGUUGUGGUAUAUCAGAAAUUAUCUCACUUUGUAGACUUUCGACUGUUAGUUUUAAUAGGUUUUACUGUUGUUCUGUACUGUCUUGUCUACUGGUUUUUAACCUGAUCCUGUUUCUAGAAUGUAUUAGGCAUUAACUUUGUGUUUCUCAUUUUAACUCAAAAGAUGGUAAAGUCAUAUAGUGUAUUAGAUUCUAAUUGUAAAUAGUCUCAUUAACAUAUAAUAACACAAAUCUCACUUAUUUUCAAAAGUGUGAAGUUUAUAAUUUAAUCUGCAUUUAUCAGGAUUAAUAAGUACAUGAAAAAUUCCACUUAUUGAGUUAUGAGAGGCAAGCAAGUAAUUUUGUCUUUCACCAGAACUUAGUUGGCCAAAUGGUAUGAAAAACACAAACACUUUUCUGUGGUCUCAGCAGUGUGUGUUGGGAAAAUCCUACAAUCUGCCAACUCAUCAACACUGGUACGUAUUGAUUCUGUAACGCAAAAAUGAUUAAUGAUUGACAGUGAAUCUGAUUUCUGUAAAAUGCAUGAAAUCUAUUUAUAGAUUGAUUGUAUGUAUGUUUUUUUGUAGUUUUUUGAAAAGAGUGCUUUGAAAUUUAUGUCCGCAGUUUGUUAAGAUGCCGAGACAGCAAAUGGCUUGCAGGUAGUAUUUGUCACAGUCAGGAGAACAUGUGGCAAAAGCUGGUGGUUGAAGUAAAAUUUUGACCAUUCUUUAGCAGACAUUGUAUCUAUGGUACCUUAUUUUCUUAGUCUAUCUUCCUCACAAAGUCGAACAGUUCAGACACACCACUGUAUAAUACAUCUUCUCUAUUGUGUUAGGUCAUUCUGCCAAAGGAAUUGGAAUUAUCUCACAGGUGUAUGUGUGACAUGUCCUGAAAAAAAAUAGGUACAAAGAAAGGACAUUUUAAAAACAAUAGAAGUCUUCAUGCAUCUUCAGGCUUGUCACUUCCUUUCCAGACGAUUAGCUGAUCAUGUAUCAUGUUCCAUAUUUACAUUCCAUUCCUAUCACUUUCUUGGAUAAAGAAGUCAUGAGAAGUGUGAUUCACUGGCCCAGGUGUGUGGGCAUCUGAUUUUGACAUAAUAUAUUUAUAGUUAUCUCAGUGUUGUGUAUCUGGAGUAUUUAUCUCAUUUUUGUCUGUUCUGUUUUCUUAAUUUUUCAAACAAAUUCUUUGUGAGUUUUGAGUUUUAACUUUUUUUAAUUCUUUACAUUUUUACUACUCAUUUGUUGAGAGUUUGAAAGCUCUAUGUUGUAUCAGAGAUAUAUGUUUGUGAUUCAUUUCAUCUUGUUUAAUAUCAGAGACAAUAUCCUUUAUUUAUGUUUCUUUUACGAAAUCCUUGAAAAAUUAGUUCCAUUGGUGAUUUACUACAAUGUAACACAUCCUGUUGUUGAUUGUAGACAAGAUGUAGUAUUUACAAGAUCUACAAGUUUGUGUAUAGUCGUGGAAAAAAUUGAAAUUAAUGUUGAUUUCUAGAUAGAAAACUUUUUGAUUUGUGAUGAUUAAGUCUCCUUGAUUGUCCUAAAGCCUUGCCAGGGUCUUUGAUACUUUAAUGUUACAGUCAAAGUUGAGAAAACCUAAAUAUUUGGUUGAAAUAAUUACAGAUAGGAAAUGGAAUAAGUUUUUGUAACACUACCAGAAGAUAAGUGUGACAUGUUGAUGACUACACAGACACCUUCAUCAGACAAUUGACCAGUGUGACAUACAUAAUGUAUGAGAUGGUAAGGAACUGACCAAGUUUUCAAUACUUGGUUUAAAUAAAAGGAUAGGAACUAUUUUCCCUGUGUUUUGAUGAUCUUUAGUGGUACUUUUCUUACCGACUGUAAUAAUGAGAAUUUCCUGUCUAAAAAUUGUGGAUUGAAAAUUCCCAACAAAAUUUCAAUUAUCAGGUGAGCAAUAUCUACAACAGUGAAUGGUUAAUCCUGACCCAUUGAUCUUACAGGAUCUCCUUUUUAACGCUGUUAGAACUCUUGAAAAUCCUAUAUUAUACUGUUUAUAAUCAAUUUGUUAUGAAUCACGUGUAGUUAUGACUGUGUUAUCUACCUUUAAAGAGGACAAGGUGCAAUCAACAGUAACUAGUUGUUGCCAAUUAUUGAGGGAAUUUAUAUAAAGUUUAUUUAUCUUGGUGAAACAGUGACUGUUAUGUUGUACAAUAUAUGUGUUAUGUACAGUAAAUAAUGCUGCAAUGACAAAAA
Molecule: messenger RNA, 6363 nt
Organism: Ylistrum balloti
Lineage: Eukaryota; Metazoa; Mollusca; Bivalvia; Pectinida; Pectinidae
Product: protein HID1-like
Exons: 21
Coding region: 19-2499 (826 amino acids)
Cellular component (GO): Golgi trans cisterna; membrane; Golgi medial cisterna
Source: RefSeq, a predicted model, not a curated record